Molecule: messenger RNA, 1112 nt
Organism: Arachis ipaensis
Lineage: Eukaryota; Viridiplantae; Streptophyta; Magnoliopsida; Fabales; Fabaceae
Source: RefSeq, a predicted model, not a curated record
UAUACUUGGGUAUUGUGGCUGCAAAAACACAUUAUUGGAUAAAAAUGGAAGAUGACAAUACCACGCUUGCAACGCCCGCUAGUGACAGCAUGAUGGCAAACUAGCUAACACAGUUGGAAUAAUGUCCUCCGUUUCUUGUCAGCCGAACACUGAAAACAACGGUACCCUUCCUCUCCGCCUGCAAGGUUUUGAGGCGGGUAACAGUAAUGAAGGUGCAAUAUUGGGACUAUGUUAUGCUUUCAUUUUUUAUCGGCUGUACAACACUUCUCCAUCAACAUCUGCAACAGAUGCACACUCAUCAUCAUCGAUAAGUAUUGGGAAAGCAGUUGGUACAUACAACAGAACUAUGGCAUGGAUGGCUGGGUUCUUUGUUUGUUGUGGUUUAAUUCUGUACCUGAUUCGGAGACACCAAGCAGAAUUACGAUUUCUUCAGGUUGUUCUUUUGAUAGUUCUGACAAUCAUAUAUCUCAGUGAAUUGGGAGGUAUUUUUUCGGGGAUUCUUGUUGAAUUCGGCUCUUCAGCGUGGCCUCUCUUCUUGUUUGCUAUGUCUGUAUCUCUUGGCCUUUCCUUCGUUUGUUCUUCAGUCGGAUUAUUUUAUGUUCGAUGCACUCAACGCCACCCAAGAGAUGGAGUGCUGAAUCAAGGAGUAGAAUUGCAACCACACCAAAACAAUGCAGUAGCCGCCAUGGAACCGCCUCGCCAAAACGAGGGAAUACUGAAAUUAGUCUCCAAUGCUAUCAAUUUUAUAAAUACAACAUUUGGCGGAUCAGCUUCAUGAAUUAUGCUUGCUUUAUUAAUAAAAUAUUUGUACCAUUUUUGUAUAUAUCUUCUUUAAACACUCGGGACAUUAAAGAUAAUAGGAUGUAUACAAAGAUAAAACGUAUAAAUAUUUUUCUUCUUAUUAAUAAAGUAAGUAUAAUUUAUUAAAGAUAAAUCGUUUUUCUUGCCUCGAUCCGCAAUUUAUGAUUGGGAGUGCCAUCAUGUACAAAUACCAUCUUUCUGGUUUACAGUAAGGACCGUUUUAUUUUCCUGUCUUGUUUAAUUUGUAAUAUUUCAGUCAUUCGGUGUAUGCAUGCAUGUGUGAAUGUCCUUGAUGAAGAGAUUAUCAUCUU